UCAAUCCGGGUUGUGAUUGAGCUGCGCCAUUCAUGCCAGCAAUUUACUUGUCUUGCCUAUCGCAGCCAUCCAGAUUAAACAAGGAGAGAGCUUGGCAUUGGCACUUCGACCCAAGGAUGCACUCUCGGGCACCAUUUCUGGUUGCUUUCUUGCUCAUCUCUGCUCCUUUUUGUCUCUCCGCAGCAACAGAUACGUGCCAAGUUAAUCGAAACAAUAAUGCGAAUACCAUCAUCGUUGAUCAAUCAGGGAAGGGAGAUUUCGUUAAAGUUCAAGAGGCAGUUGAUUCUGUUCGUUCUGGCAAUGAUCAGUGGACGCGCAUCCAUGUUAACCCCGGGAUCUACAAGGAACAUGUAGAAAUUCCAAUGGGGAAACCAUGCAUCCUUCUUGAGGGAAGUGGCCUUAGCCAAACGAUAAUCACAGGAGAUGGGCAUGCCCAGACGAACUCUAGUGCCACAUUUACUGUGUCGUCGAACAAUUUUGUCGCCAAAAGGAUCGCCUUCGAGAAUUCCUAUAACAGGGGAGCUGCAGUAGAUUCAAUCACCGAGUGGGAACCGGCGGUUGCAGCGAGCGUUUACGGCGACAAAAUGGCCUUCCACGAAUGCGCUUUCCUGGGAUUUCAAGACACUUUGUGGGACGUGCAAGGCCGCCAUUACUUCAAUUCCUGCCACAUUGAAGGGGCUGUGGAUUUCAUUUGGGGCAGUGGCCAAUCUGUUUUCGAGGACUGUGCCAUAAACGUAACCGCCGGGCUACUGCCUAAAGGAGUUCUGGCAGGCUUCAUUACGGCGCAGGGAAGGCAGUCCGCGACAGACCCGAGCGGCUUCGUGUUCAUAAGGGGCACUGUUUCAGGGAUCGGUGAAGCCUUUCUGGGGAGAGCUUAUGGCCCUUUCUCCAGAGUCAUAUAUCACGGGACAACGUUGGAAGCAGUGGUGGCUCCUGCCGGAUGGAAUGCUUGGAAGUACCAAGACCAUGUAAAGAAUUUCGUGUACGUUGAGGUCGACUGUGGAGGGCCGGGGGCCGACAAAUCGAAGCGCGUCCCGUGGGAGACGAAGAGCCUCAGUUACUCGGAACUCCAGGCAUUUUCAAGGGAAAGAUUCAUCGACCAAGAUGGAUGGAUUGGCAAUCAACUGGCGUAAUAUAUAUAUAUAUAUAUAAGCUCCAAUCUCCAUCGCCUGGCUUUCACAGGAAGAAAUUCAUUAUUCAUUUUCUGGUGCUUUUGCUGGCUGAUUGUCUCUUUUAGAAACCUUAGCUGUUAACACUAAAAGAUAAUGUUAUGAUGCUCACACCCUUUAUUGAAAGUUUUCCAAGAAUAAAUUUUAUUGGUUAAACCCG
Diospyros lotus (date-plum) is the source of this 1329-nucleotide messenger RNA. Its product is annotated as putative pectinesterase 52. The coding region runs from base 33 to 1133 and encodes 366 amino acids. NCBI's taxonomy places the organism in Eukaryota, Viridiplantae, Streptophyta, Magnoliopsida, Ericales, Ebenaceae. Gene Ontology annotation, biological process: cell wall modification. The record is from RefSeq and is a predicted model, not a curated record. The transcript has 4 exons. Gene Ontology annotation, molecular function: pectinesterase activity.